AUUUUUUCUGUAGGUUCUGUGAAGCCGAUACGGAUCGCUGUCAUUGCUACAAAAAUGUCUUUGUAGUUAUCAGGGUGUAGGUCAUUUAAUUGUAGUCUUAUUAACUAAUCCGUGCUAAAUUUUGUAUAUUAAAAACAUUAUUAAGAGAAAGAAGAGGAUCUACUCCACCCGAAUCAGGGGUAGAGAUGCAAUUGGUGUCAGUUUGGUGGAGAUAAUAACAGUGUGGUGAAUGAUGUGGGCGCAGUGAGUGGGUACAGCGGCACCACGGCUUCCUCAGUGGCGGGUGGCGCGCGGGGAGCCGAGUCUCCUUCGCAGGCCAACCAAGACACCGUGGAUAACACCACUCCCACUUGCUGGUGGGCGGCGUGGUCUGCCAUGGGUUGCUUCGGGUCGCCGGGCGCCAAGAGUGGCGAGGAUGACGCCAAAUCACAGAAGCGACGCAGUGACGCAAUUACCCGCCAACUGCAAAAAGAUAAGCAGCUAUAUCGCGCAACGCAUCGCCUGCUACUACUCGGGGCUGGUGAGUCAGGGAAAUCAACGAUCGUCAAGCAAAUGCGCAUCCUCCAUGUGAACGGCUUCUCCGACAAGGAGCGACGCGAGAAGAUCGAGGACAUCAAGAAGAACAUACGAGAUGCGAUACUUACAAUCACUGGCGCGAUGAGCACCCUGACUCCGCCCAUCCCGCUCGAAAAACCGGAGAACAAGGCGCGCGUCGAUUAUAUACAGGAUGUAGCGUCCCAACCGGAUUUCGAUUACCCAUCAGAGUUCUACGAACACACGGAGGAGCUGUGGAAGGACCACGGCGUUCAGCGCACCUACGAGCGCAGUAACGAAUACCAACUCAUCGACUGUGCCAAGUACUUCCUGGACCAGGUGCACAUCAUAAAGCGCGCCGACUACACGCCCACGGAGCAGGACAUCCUGCGCUGCCGAGUGCUCACCUCCGGCAUCUUCGAGACGCAGUUCGUCGUCGACAAAGUCAAUUUCCAUAUGUUCGACGUGGGCGGUCAGCGGGACGAGCGGCGCAAGUGGAUCCAGUGCUUCAACGACGUGACGGCGAUCAUCUUCGUGACGGCCUGCUCCUCCUACAACAUGGUGCUGCGUGAGGACCCCACGCAGAACCGCCUCAGAGAGUCGCUCGACCUCUUCAAGAGCAUAUGGAACAAUAGAUGGCUGCGCACGAUAUCGGUGAUCCUGUUCCUGAACAAGCAGGACCUGCUGGCGGAGAAGGUGCUGGCGGGCAAGUCCCGGCUGGAGGAGUACUUCGCGGAGUUCGCGCGCUACCAGACGCCGCCCGACGCGUGCCCCGACGCGCGGGACCACCCCGAGGUCGCGCGCGCCAAGUACUUCAUCCGGGACGAGUUCCUCCGCAUCAGCACGGCGAGCGGGGACGGCAAGCACUACUGCUACCCGCACUUCACGUGCGCGGUGGACACGGAGAACAUCAAGCGCGUGUUCAACGACUGCCGCGACAUCAUCCAGCGCAUGCACCUGCGGCAGUACGAGCUGCUCUAACGUGACACCGAAGAUAUAAGAGAAGAGCGAUGCGCGCCGACACUGGCUUGACAGUCGGCGCCACAGCAGAACCUCCCCCCUCCCCACGCCACGCGACGACUCCAGCAGACCCGACUGCCGGCAUUUGGCGUAACACUUACAUUUGUCGUACGGUAGUAAGUACUCGUAACCUUUCACUCGCGUGUAGUGUCUCUUUCUAGUCGAGAGUGAAACAAAAUAAGCGCUGAUUAUAUCUUUAUACAGCGUUUUCUUUCCAAUCGAAAUUACUAGAAGUUAUAUAUGGAUAGAUAAGACACGGACCUUUAUAUAUAUCAUCACUUCUUCAUAGAACGACCUGUAUUAUCUAUCUUACAUAUGGCUGAAAUUUUCGCACGACAAAUCGAAAUCUUAUGUCAAUUGCCUCAAAUUUUGUUUAUUUUAUUGUAAGUUGUGAAGUCGAUAUGACUUAUUAAGUUAUUUUCGAUGGAACAGCGUAAAGUGGCGUUAUAGUCGCAUUAUUUCUAAUAUUAUCGAUAAUUUUGUGAUUAUUUCGUGUAGCAACAUAGCACGUAUAUUUUGUAACCGAAUAGAAAAAAAAACAAAUGCACAAUACAACAUGAAAGAAUACGUAUUUAAUACAGUUAUGAGAUGUAUGUAAAACUUUUAUUCUACAUUUUUAUACAAGCCGGUAAAUAUAAUAGAAUUAUUUAAAUAUAUAUAUAUAUAUAUAUAUAUAUAUAUAUAUAUAUAUAUAUAUAUAUAUAUAUAUAUAUAUAUAUAUGUAUUCAGUCGCGUGGCCAGUGUACCAUUUGCUAGUGUUAACAAAUUCGACCGCCGGGAAGCCAGUGUCACUGUGAUUUCCUUUCGCAUGGUGUUUCCGAACGUUCAGCACGCUGGCAACUUCGAUUUUCUAAAAUGGAAUACAUCGGCUCGAUGUGUAAGGCAGUUUUAGUUAGCACCUCCGUCUUGCAAAAAAAAAAGUAAUGUAUAGUUUACUAUUUAGUCUGUACCACAAAAAAGGCGCGAAGUAAUUUUUUUUAUUCGACAUUUUGUAAUAAAAGUCGCACCGUUAUAGUAUAUACAUUUUAGGUAUCGUGUUACAAACUUGUACCUAUAUAUGUAAAAAUAUUUUAUGAUUUAAAUUUUGAAAAUAACACCAAAGAGAAAUUAAAAGAGGUCAUACCAUUACUUAUAUUUGUAUUUAGAAAAGCAAUGAAGCGGUUGGCGAGCGUUUGAAUACCAUUUUAUAUUAAGGAUCAUUGUGAAAGCGAUUUUAACCGGAGGCUAGAUUUAGUAUUCAUACGGAAAAAGCACACUUUUGCUUUUACUAAACAAUAUGGUAACAUUUUGUUUUACUUCUUGUUAACAGUUAACGUUUUUUUUUUUAUUUAUUUUAUCGUUGACAUUAAAAUAUAACUUGACAUUUAAUUUUGGAAUAUAGUGAAAUAUACGUACUAUAGACAUUAUUUGCUUGCACAAAAAAAUAAAUAAGAAAAACUGGUACCCAAGUGUAGACCAAAUUUUAUUUCGUAUUCGGUUAUUGAAAUGUUGGUUAUACGUUAAUAGUUAAAUAUACAAUUUUUGUAUUACAUAUUUUGUUUUUUUUUAAGCAUUGUUUCGAUUUUGAACUUUGUUCUAUUUUCUGUAUAUUUUUGAACUCGGAGAUUUUAUAUCUAUUCUUUUUUUAAAUACGCGUCCUCUGUCGUUAUUUUGCGGAUGCAUUGUUAGGUUUAUUUUACAUUUAGUUUUAUAAAGUGUCUUCCAUUGUGUAAUAUUUUUUUUAAAUUACUUUUUUGUUUUUUUUUUUUUAAUAGACGACUUGUGUUAGGCUGUUUAAUUUGGCGCACAUUUUGACUAUAACAAGAGAAAGCGGAAAAGCUUUUGAUAUAUUUAACUUAUAGAAUAGUUCUUAUUAUAUGAAAUUUCUUAAUAUUAAGGUCCAAAGAGUUCGCUGCCCGUAUACGAUACGGUGCUUAUAAUAGCAGUAUUUGACUUUAAUUGUUCAUUUUUUUUUUAUUUAUAGUAUAUUUCCCAUUUAUUUUUAGGACAUAUUUAGCCCUAAGUACAAAUGUUACUAACAUUAUCGCCCUAAAAUAAAUAAAUAAUUAUUAUUAAUAUAAAAUAAAUAAAAAAUAUAUUUUAUUUAUAUAAUUGGUUUAUGUACUUACAAGAAGAGUUGUUAGAAAAUACACUGAAAGAUCUAUUUUUCGUUAUUUCUUUUAUUAUUAAUAAGAAUUCGUUAGGUUAGUUUUAAUUUUUGUUUUUUUUUUCGCAUUUCCUAACACGCUUAGUGAAUAUGAAACUAUUUAAUUGUAAUUAAUUAUUAUAUUUAUAAAUGAUAUGGUCCUUAAUAUACAAUGCUGAAGCGUUGGUUAGUGUAAUGUGCCAUAAUGAAGUGUUGCUAGCGGAAACACCAUAAUGUUACCAUAUAAAAAAAUAUAUAUAUAAUUACAAAAUAUGUUUACAAUUAAGCUGAUCCUUCCUAGUAAUUUGUAAAUUAACGCUAUUUUGCUUUGUAAUGAUAACAUGUCGUUAUAUUAUUUUUUAAAUAUAUAUAUGAAUUAUAAAACGUAUUUCUUUUUUCUCUUGUUUUAAAAAUUUUAAUUGUAAGUAGGGAAUUAUAAUGUAUGUUGAACGAGUAUGUUACAUUAUUGCGAUUGAGGGGUCGCUCACAAUUUCUUUUUAUUUUGUCCAUAAUUAUAUAAAAACUUUUUUAUAGAUAAAAUCCAUUGUUUAAUAUUUCUUAUAUAUCUAUUUGUAAACGAACUUUUAGAAUUAAAUAAACGCAAAUCGGUUUUUUUUUUGUUAUUAAGGAUGUAAGAAAGAAUUUUACAGUUGUGUAUUUAAUAAUUUUUUUGUACACUUGUUUCUACUAUUUGUAGGCUCUUUAAAUAUUUUUAUAUAGCUAUUAUAUAUUAUAAUAUGACUAUGUGCAAUAAGAGCGACUCCCGAAUAACACAGUCUUAGAAAUCAUUGUGAAAUAACACGGCGUCUUAUAUACUUAUUUAUAUGUAACUUAAAAAUAAUAUUUGGUAGCUAAUUAAUUAAGUUUUAGAGUUAUCGCGAUAUUGAAAUGAAUGCAAAAGUAACA
Molecule: messenger RNA, 4585 nt
Organism: Nymphalis io (European peacock)
Lineage: Eukaryota; Metazoa; Arthropoda; Insecta; Lepidoptera; Nymphalidae
Gene: Galphas
Product: guanine nucleotide-binding protein G(s) subunit alpha
Exons: 11
Coding region: 376-1515 (379 amino acids)
Biological process (GO): adenylate cyclase-activating dopamine receptor signaling pathway; sensory perception of chemical stimulus
Cellular component (GO): heterotrimeric G-protein complex
Molecular function (GO): GTPase activity; GTP binding; G protein-coupled receptor binding
Source: RefSeq, a predicted model, not a curated record